GCUAAGCGUUUCUAUAGCUACAGCACAACAAAGAACUGAACAUGGAGGAUGAGUAUGAUGAUGAUGAUUUUGAGGAGGAAAGACCAUCAGGAGAGAGCAGUAGAGGACAAUCACUUCACCACAUAACCCCAAUACAUCACAGAACCGUUAGAAAAACAAAAAAAAUAACUCCACCUGGAAAGCAGCAGCAGAAAAAGAAAGUUUCAAAAUUGAAAACAGAUCUGUCUCCUCAGAGUAGACUCCUCUCAUCAAAAGACCAUGAGAUUAGGAAACUAAGAAAUCAGUUACUGGAUGCACAGCGUUCACUGAAAGAAACCAGAAAAGAAAAUACAAUAAUGAGGAGAACACAAGUGAGGAUGGAGAAGGAGUUGAUGUCACGCUCAAGACAAGAAGAGGAUAUACCAAACAUAUUGCAGAAGCACUCUGAUGAAGUGAGGGCAUUAAGAACACAAUUACAAAGGACACAAAUUAACAAUAACGAGUUAAAGAAACGUGUCAAAGAUAUUGGAACUGAAAUGUGGAAGUCACAAGAGCGAGUAAAGAAGCUUGAUGCCAUGGUUAAGAAGCGUAAUUUACCAGAAAGAGAACAGCUUGUGUUCCAGUUACAAGAGCUUCAGGAACAACUUAAAAUUGAAGAAGAUAAAACAAUUAAAUUGGAUCACUCAUUACAGUUGGCACAGAAGACAUACUCACAAGAGAUAAAGAAUCUCCUUGGAAAGAAUCACCGACUCACAGCACAUAUGGAAGAAAUGAGAGAAGAAAACAGAGAAACAAGAAGAAAGCUAAGAGAGAAGGAGAGAUUGCUUGAAGUGACUAACAUAUACUCACAGCGAGUACCAGGACAAUCACAGAAUAACUCACUGUCACUCCCUCCUAUACCAGUCACUGAUGAAAUGAGCACACAAACAACACUCACUCACCCUCCAUUCACCACAGCAGUCCUACACACUAAACCAGUUCUAACCACUUCAGAGUGUCAGACCGAUUCAUCAUGGCUCAACGACUUACUAUCCUUGUCCAAAACUUCGCCAAAUAAAGAACCGGUUGCCACGGAAACUAAAAGAGGCAUUGCCAUGGCAACAAUAGAUGCUCAAGGUGGCGAUAGCUUGAGAAAGUUUGUUGUAGCCACACCUCCUCUAGCAGCAGCAAGUUUACAAGCAACUCCUCCAGCAGUAGCUGGUUCACAAGCUACUGCUGUACCUCCUAAGCCACUUGCAACACUUGCAGAGCUGUCAAAAAAUGUUUCGCCUGCUUCCAAUAAAAACGAAACUGUUUCACAAUACAAAGUUGAUCAUAGUCAGCAAAAACCAGUCAAACCAGUUGAUCAAGUGUCUCAAUCUGACGAAGUCAGGAAACUGCUGUUUGGAAGCAAUGCAUCAUCCACUGAUCAGGCUAGAAGAGAUGAAGCUCCUCCAACUUCUGUUUUUGGUGGUCAGAAGAAAGACGAUUUGUUGCAAAAGCUGUUCCCUAAUCAAACAAUAGCCUCUAGGGCAGGGUUACCUAAUAAGUCUAACAUUCCUACAGAUAAUCAGACUACUGCACCUACCACUAGUAAUAGGCAUAAUGAGAGUACUGCUGGUAUUGGUAGUUUAAACAACGAACCAAUAGCAACAAACAAUACGACUGGUUUACAAUCUGAAGCCAUACCAAACUUAAGCUUACUGGAAACUCGUAACACAACAACUACAAAUACUGGUAUAACCAGUUUGACUGGUAUAAAUACGUCGUCAAACAGUAAGCAAACUGGAUCAGUUUUCAAUACUGGUCAGACUGAACUAACAAGCAGACAACAGGAGUCUUCCAAUACCGGUGUUACUAGUUUACUAAACAAGUCAAUGCCUCCACCGCCUAGCCUUCAACAAACAGUGGCAACAAUUGAUGACCUCUCAACAGAUAAUGAUGAAACAUCAAGUGAUGAUGAUGAUGAGAAUAUUGUUACUACUAAGAUCACUGCUAGAGGACAUCCCCACACUUAUCCUCCUCCUACUACUACCACUACUGACACGAGCAACCUAUUCAGUAAUCAGACUCCUUCAGUUAAAACCACGCCAGGAGCUGCAAAGAAUGAAGAAUUGAUGAAGAAAUUAUUUCCAAAGCAAUCAAGGACAUCGGUUGAAUCUGUUACUAAAAUAACAAGCAGUACCUCCUCUAAUGUUAGCUGGAACGAUAAAAUUGAGAACAUGCACCAGGGACUACCAUCAAUGGCUAGCGAAGAGGAUCGCUUCAACCACAGACGAAGCAAUCCAAAGAUUAGUAGCAACCAUAGCAAUGGGAGCAAUGCAGGGACUGGAGAUAUAAUCGACGUAGGGAAGAGAAAACCAAAACAUGGACGCAGGGCAGGAGAAACUGACACGCCCAUAUUUGGAAGAGGGGCUGAGAGAGAGGACGUUCCUCCAAGAGGGACAAGCAAUGUUUUUGGAGGAGGAGGAGCUGGUAAUGGAUACCCGUGGGAAAUACCAGUUAAUACAAGAGGAGCAGAACAAGGUAGAAGAGUGACUGGACACUCUACUAAUGAUACUGAGGACAUAGAAGAAGUAGUAAUAUAAAAAUAUAUCAUAAUGGAUUAUUUUAUGAAUGAAUAUUUAUACAAAAAUGUAUGGAUGGUUAAUGCUCAUUGUUAUUAUACAUGUACAUGUAAUAAUUAAUAAUAAUUAUAAUAGUCCUAUCAUACAUUGCUUUUUGUUAACAAGUUCAUUCAGAGUCUUCAUAUAAAAGAUUGAAAAGUCAUUCCAUACCUAUAAACAAGGAAACACUAA
Amphimedon queenslandica is the source of this 2756-nucleotide messenger RNA. RefSeq lists its product as uncharacterized. Gene Ontology annotation, cellular component: axoneme. The transcript has 6 exons. NCBI's taxonomy places the organism in Eukaryota, Metazoa, Porifera, Demospongiae, Haplosclerida, Niphatidae. Gene Ontology annotation, biological process: intraciliary transport. The record is from RefSeq and is a predicted model, not a curated record. The coding region runs from base 42 to 2546 and encodes 834 amino acids.